AUGGAUCCGGUGUCCGCCUUUGGCCUGUUCGCAAGUGCGAUACAGGUGCUGCAAGCGGUCGCAUCAACGGCCAGCGGCCUGCGCGAACUGGCAGAAAAGCUACAAGGUGCCAGCUUCAGCAUUCACUGCCUGAUCCAGGAGUUGUGUUGCAUAAAAGCAGCUCUCACCAGUCUGAAGGAAUGGCUUCGGAUCCAUCGAAGUGGCGAUCACGGACAGCAGUUUGCAGUACUUGAUGCCGACUUAGCAGUGGCCAUUGAUGGCUGCCAUGGGGUUAUGCAGGCCUUGCACGAGGAGGUUUUUGAUUUGGUGCAAAAUGUCGAGGAGACUGGUACGUUUGGGUUUACCACCAAGAUGAAAGUGGUUUGGAAAGACGCAACUAUACGGUCGCAUAAAGAGAGAUUGCAGGAUCAUGUUCGGGCACUCCAGAUUCUGGUUAAUGCCUGCCAAUGUCAUUCGCUGGCCGAGCAGAAUGAGUUGUUGAGAAGAGCGACCACCCGUCAGCUUAUUGAGAAGGUGGCUAGUGAUGCUGCUACUCUUAGGUCGGUUGGUCUUAGCCGGGCACCUUCUGAAGUAGAUGACAUGUCGGAGAGCAGCAGUCGUGUUGCACUCAGUAAUCGAACCCUCGACUUUAACGAAACCCUCAUCCAUACACCAGUAUAUCAACGUGCACUAAGCCAAUGGCCAGCUUCAACCGUGAACCUUGACCGCGAACCCUCCAUCUCCCCUCGCCAACCCGAAAUUAGCAUCACUCAAAGCCCCUCGGUCGACGAAGGUUACGAUAGUUUUCAUUCUGGAUCGGCCGGGUGGAGUCCUCCCCCAGUCCCUGGCUUCGGACAGCCAUUCAAUCUUCUUCCUAUACCAAAUACUCCACCUAUACCGACACACAGCCGAAGUUUCUCGCAAACACAAAUACCCCAGCGACCGAGCCCGGUCGGCAUACGACGUAAUGCCUCAGACUCGAAAGUCCUUCCUCAAAGACAGCCAUCCUCAUCAUGGAAGAAUAAAAUAAGCAAUUCGCUGGGCCGAAUCAAUACGAAAAGUCGAAUGAGUCUUAGGAGCACAUCGGCGAAGUCUCCCAGCUCAGCGGUCAGUCCAAAUACCCGCGAGAGAUGGCAUCGCUUCCGAUCGAAUCUUCUUACCAGCAUUGAUAUCGCCAGAAGCAGUUCUCCAGUGUCCAUAUUUAUCAGAGCAGCACAGAGCGGGACAUUGGAGGAGGUCGAGGGUCUCAUCGAGCGGGGAUGCGACAUUGAAGAGCGCCAUGCCGAAUCGGGCCGCAAUGCGCUACUCGUCGCUGCGCAUUGUGGGAGGGAGGAUAUUGUUGAUCUACUAAUCAGUCGUGGCGCUCGAAUAAACGUCAAAGAUGGGUCGGGGGAGACUGCGCUUCAUUUAGCCGCUUCACGUGGCCACUGGGAGGUCAUAGGAAUUCUCAUGGAAGAAAAGAGGCUUAUUGAAACCCCGAAUCUGAAAGGAAGAACUGCUCUGCGCGUAGCAGCUGAAUGUGGGGAGAGAGAAUCUGUCCAGAUCCUCCUUGACAACAACGCGCAAGUUAAUGUGCGAGCGGAGAACGAGAUGACUGCUCUCCAUGCAGUAGCGAAGCGGGGGAACUCGGAAAUAUUGCAACUUCUUGUCGAGUAUGGAGCUGAUACGCAGGCCAAUGAUGGCUUUAUGAUGACACCACUGCACUAUGCCUGUCUAGAAGGGCAUCUUGAAGCGGUGAAAGCUCUACUGAUUCGCAACGCUGACAUCGAGGCUCAAGGGAGAGAUCGAAAGACGCCAUUGAUUUGCGCAGCGGAGGCGGGAAAGACCCAGGUGGUGGAGUAUUUGCUCCUCAAAAAGAAGGCUUCAUUGCGUAGUGUUGAUGAUAGUGGAAGAACAGCGUUGCAUUGGGCAGCACAUAACGGCCAUGAAAAUGCAGUUCGAUUGCUCAGCGAUCGACGAGGAUCCCUCGAUAUGAUCGAUAGCGAGGGCCUGACCGCUCUACACCUGGCUGUGAUGCAAUCUCAGUACCCUGUCGUUGACUUCUUUCUACAGCGCAGGGGGGCACCUCUCGACAAGAGAUGCAACAGAGGUCGCACAGCUCUUCACUUCGCUUGUCUGGCGAACAGCCACAUGAUUACUCGACGACUGCUUUUGUCUGGUGCGGACAUCGAAGCCCCGGAAUCCGAACACGCUGCCAGAGCCCUUCACAUAAGCGCCGCUCAAGGGUCAAUGCAACUAUUGGAUUUGUUAUGUGAAAAGGGGGCGAAUCUAAGUGCUCGAAAUGGAGUGGGAGAUCGUCCCCUGUGUGUCGCUAGUCGUUCUGGGAAUGCGGAAGCCGUCCAAAGAUUACUAGAUCACGGAUCACCUCUCACAUGCAAAUUCGAUUCCGGAUCUCGGGAGGACUCACCUCUGUGUCUUGCUGCAAUGGGUGGACAUUGGGAAGCAGCCGCCGUACUUCUACGAAAUGGCGCAUCGGCUCUCAAAAAGGACGAAGCUGGCUGGCAACCAAUCCGCUACGCCGCGUACCAUGGCCACCACGAUGUUUUGGAAUUGCUUCUAACCAGCACGAAUUUUUCAGACCCAGUGAAGCCCGAAGUCAUUCGGAUGUCUGAGAAACUGGGCUUUUCAACCGAUGUCCCGUUGUCCACACAAAAUCGAAUUCAGGACCUUUUGCAACGUUCCUAUCCGGUCGCAUCAUCUGCCAGGCCACAACCUCCUAUCUCGCCUGGAACACCAGUUGUGACCCGAUCACAACCUCCUGUCAUUGUACAGCCGCCAAGUAUUCCUGCUACAUUUGAAGGUGAAGCACAGCAAAUCUGGUCUACAGAAGGGCAAGUUGAUAUAAAUUGGCCUGGACGCAUGUAUGACCAAUAUUCCAGCGCACAUAAUCGCGGUCCAGUCUCCACUUCUGCCGCUAUGGCUCCCGAUGGAUACAACCCUCCAGGUCGUUAUUCGGUCAUCAGUGAUAUAGUACCUGCCACGGUUGAGUCCGGAGGAGGCCCAUUAUAUGAGAUGCAUGAUAGUUCCCCCGUUGAGCUUCCUACUUCAUUUAACACCGGCUCAACUCCUUCGGAAAACAACAAUCGCCAAACCAGUACAAUGCCGUUUCACCCACGUACAAUAUUUCCAGAUAUUGAUUCUGUGUUAUCGUCAUAA
This is a messenger RNA of Penicillium angulare, 3135 nucleotides long. RefSeq names its product ankyrin repeat protein. The record is from RefSeq and is a predicted model, not a curated record. Bases 1 to 3135 code for a protein of 1044 amino acids. Gene Ontology annotation, molecular function: protein binding. NCBI's taxonomy places the organism in Eukaryota, Fungi, Ascomycota, Eurotiomycetes, Eurotiales, Aspergillaceae. The transcript has 3 exons.